This is a messenger RNA of Serinus canaria (Common canary), 743 nucleotides long. RefSeq names its product pancreatic progenitor cell differentiation and proliferation factor (gene PPDPF). NCBI's taxonomy places the organism in Eukaryota, Metazoa, Chordata, Aves, Passeriformes, Fringillidae. Bases 160 to 498 code for a protein of 112 amino acids. The transcript has 5 exons. Gene Ontology annotation, biological process: cell differentiation; multicellular organism development. The record is from RefSeq and is a predicted model, not a curated record.
GCGGUUCGGCAGCGCCGCGGCUCAGGCCGGGCGGUGCGAGCGAUCCGCGGCCCCGCGCCGGACCCCCUGCCCUGCCCUGCCCUGCCGGGCCCCGCCGGAGCCCGCCGGACCCCGCACACGGCCCAGGUUUAGAUCUGCACAAGAACCAAGAUCAGAACCAUGGCAUCCAUCCCAUCCAGCGGCUCGCUCAUGGCCACGCACAACUAUCGCAGAAGGCGCCUGAGCUCCACAUCCAGCACCAGCUCCUGCAGCUCAGAGUACUCUGGGGAGGUCAUCCCCCAUGGCCCAGACCUGCCCAAGUCUGACCCUGGCCAGUGGUGGGCCAGCUUCUUCUUUGGGAAGACAGCUCACCCAGCCAUGACAACGGUGUCAGAGUCCCAGGAGAGCCUGGGAGCCCUGCGGGUGGCCACAGGACCGAUAGCCUGCGGGCUGGUGGCAGCCCCGGGCGCAGGACGGAGGCGCCACGCCAGCGAGUCCAGCUCGGGGCCCGCGGUGUGAUGCGAGCGAGCAUCGCGGCUGCUCCCUCCCACCCGGCGGGCACAGCCCCUCCCCUGUAGAAUAGCCGGCUGCUCCGAGCAAAAGGUGCUGCUUUCUGAUGGAAACCCGCAGCAACCCCGACGAUUCCACUCCAGCCUUUUUUACUCUCUCCCGGUGUAACUAAGCCCUCUCGAAGCACAUAUGGAAACACGUUUUUAUUACCCUAAACUCACAAUGACAAUGAAUAAACUUGAGCAGCCUUUUAA